Messenger RNA from Nannospalax galili (Upper Galilee mountains blind mole rat), 4727 nucleotides. RefSeq names its product tyrosine kinase 2 (gene Tyk2). Gene Ontology annotation, biological process: cytokine-mediated signaling pathway; peptidyl-tyrosine phosphorylation; cell differentiation. Gene Ontology annotation, cellular component: membrane; cytosol; cytoskeleton. The transcript is spliced from 27 exons. Gene Ontology annotation, molecular function: ATP binding; cytokine receptor binding; non-membrane spanning protein tyrosine kinase activity. NCBI's taxonomy places the organism in Eukaryota, Metazoa, Chordata, Mammalia, Rodentia, Spalacidae. The coding region runs from base 864 to 4421 and encodes 1185 amino acids. The record is from RefSeq and is a predicted model, not a curated record.
CUCAAAAUGACCAAAAAACCCCAGUUCUUUUAACAAAGCGGGCGGGAGGGGGUGGAGACAGUGGGAAGGAACUGUAAGGGUGAGGGUGACGUGGCGGGCUGCAUGCCUGGGGUGAAGGUUGCACAGCCGCCGCUAAAGCCUCCAUGAUCCUGCUAGUCCCCGCGCUCAAUUUUUUGCUCUUUGCCCUCAGACUUACCUCGGCCUUCCGCCUGGCCCUGUAGCCAGCCCUUCGUCUGCCUUUCCGCCCUCACCAGGGCCAGCCAAUCAUAGAUGCUUCAGAAUGUCCGGAUGCUGCUCCCACCAAUCACGGCUGAGACUCGCCACCAAAGAGCUGCGCCUUUUCAGCAGAAUGACCAGUCGCAACGUACGGUGGGCAGGCUCCGGACCGCAGCCAAUGCGCAUGCGUGUUUCAGGCAGCCAAUGGGAAGGGGCGCGUCGGCAAGAGACCCGCUGCUGCUCCCUGCUGUGGUGGGGCGGGGUCCGGGGUUCGAGCUGGUGAUCCCCGGGUCUGGGGAUCUACACAUUAAAAAAAAAUAAGAAAAUAAAGUAAAUAAGGUCAAAAGUGAUGGGGAAGACCCGACACUGUCCUCUGGCCUCCACAAAUGUGCACACAGGGAUUGAACUCAGAUCAUCAUGCUUGGCUACAAGCACCUGUAUCCAUUGAGCCAUCUUGCUGACUCCAUAAUGAAUGAAUUUUUUUGGUCUGUACUUACCCAGUACCAUGAAGAACCAGGUGGGAACAUCUUUCCACAGUCUCAGUAUGUCUGUUCUACUUACGGAAGUGGUGGACCAGAGAGGUUAAGUGCACUGCCUGAGGUCACACAGGAACUUCUAAAACACGCUGUCAGUGAGCUGUGAGAAGCAUGCCUCUGUGUCAUCGGGGAGCUGAGGCAAAAGCCAGGAAGGCAGUUGGUGAAGAAGCUCAACCCAUGGUCACUACAGGAGGCCUCACAGUGCUGCUGCACUGGGCUGGCCCAGAGGGUCGAGAACCCUGGGUCACCUUCAGCCAGACAUCUCUGACUGUGGAGGACAUCUGUAUCCAGAUCGCACACAAAGUGGGAAUCACUCCUCCCUGCCUCAAUCUCUUCGCCCUCUACGAUGCCCAGGCUCAGGUCUGGCUGCCACCAAACCAUGUCCUGGACACAUCCCAAAGUACAAACCUGACGCUGUAUUUUCGUAUGAGGUUCUACUUCCGGAACUGGCAUGGCAUGAAUCCCCAGGAGCCGGCUGUAUACCGCUGUGGUUUCCCAGGGGCAGAGACUUCCUCAGACCGGACAGACCAGGGGGUCCAGCUCCUGGACUCUGCCUCAUUUGAGUAUCUCUUUGAGCAGGGUAAGCACGAGUUUGUGAAUGACGUGAUUUCCCUCCGGGAUCUGUCAAGCGAGGAAGAGAUCCACUAUUUUAAGAACGAGAGUCUAGGCAUGGCCUUUCUGCACCUCUGCCACCUUGCUCUCAGCCGUGAAGUCUCCCUGCAGGAGGUGGCCAGAGAGAUCAGCUUCAAGGACUGCAUCCCUCGCUCCUUCCGCCAGCAGAUCUGUCAACACAAUGCUCUCACACGUCUGCGCCUUCGCAGAGUCUUCCGCCGCUUCCUGCGGGCCUUCAGGCCUGGCCACCUUUCCCAGCAGGUCGUGAUGGUCAAAUACCUGGCCACCCUGGAGCGCCUGGCACCUCGAUUCGGUUCAGAGCUCCUUCCUGUGUAUCACCUGGAGAUACUGGCCCAGGCUGAGAGGGACCCCUGCUACUUCCAGAAUAGUGGACCAGUCCCUGGGGACCUGGGCCCAGAGGUGACCACUGGGCCUCCCACUCACGAGGUACUGGUGACGGGAACCGGAGGAAUCCAGUGGCGGCUGGUACAGACCCAGGCGUCUGAGAGUGAUGGUGGCAGGGUUCCCCAAACCAGCUCAUCUGGGAAGAAAGCCAAGGCCCUCAGUGCUGGGGAGAAUGCAGUGGAGAAGCCACAGAAACCGGCCUGGUCCUACUUCUGUGACUUCCAGGACAUCUCCCACAUGGUGCUGAAGGAUCAGCGUGUCCGUGUACACAGGCAGGACAACAAGUGCCUGGAGCUGACCCUGCCUUCCAGGGCUGCGGCCCUGUCCUUUGUCGCCCUGGUGGAUGGCUACUUCCGCUUGACCGCAGACUCCAGCCACUACCUGUGCCAUGAGGUGGCACCCCCGCGGCUGGUGCUGAGCAUCCGGGACGGCAUCCAUGGGCCACUGCUGGACUCAUUUGUGCAGGCCAAGUUGCGGCCGGAGGAUGGUCUCUUCCUCAUCCACUGGAGCACCAGUCACCUGCAUCGGCUGAUUCUCACAGUGGCCCAGCAUGACCCGGCACAAGGCAGUGGCCCUCAGAGCCUCCGCCUCCGCAAGUUUCCCAUUGCUCAGCAGCCUGGGGCAUUUGUCCUGGAAGGCUGGGAUCGCUCCUUUGCCAGCGUGGGGGACCUCAGGGUGGCUUUGCAGGGCUGUUCUCUGCGGGCUGGAGAUGACUGCUUCCCUCUGCGACACUGCUGUCUGCCCCAGCCGGGAGAACUGUCCAACCUCCUGAUCAUGAGGGGGUCUCGCGCCCAUACCAGGCCACUCAACCUCAGCCAGCUCAGCUUCCACAGGAUUCGUCAAGAUGAAAUCACGCAACUAUCCCACUUGGGCCAGGGUACAAGAACCAAUGUAUAUGAGGGCCUUCUGCGAGUAGGGGGCCCUGAGGAAGGCAAAGUGGACAGUGGGUAUCCCCCUGAACCUGGUGGGGGCAGCGGGCAGGAGCUCCGUGUGGUGCUUAAAGUCCUCGACCCCAGUCACCAUGACAUCGCAUUGGCCUUCUACGAGACAGCUAGCCUCAUGAGCCAGGUGUCUCACAUGCACCUGGCUUUCCUGCAUGGUGUUUGUGUGCGUGGUUCAGAGAACAUCAUCGUAACUGAGUUUGUAGAACAUGGUCCCUUGGAUGUGUGGCUGCGACGACAAAGGGGCCAGGUGCCCAUGACCUGGAAGGUGGCUGUGGCUCAACAGCUUGCCAGUGCCCUCAGUUACCUGGAGGACAAGAAACUGGUUCACGGGAAUGUGUGUGGCCGGAAUAUCCUGCUGGCCCGGCUGGGGGUGGAGGAGGACACCAGCCCCUUCAUCAAGCUCAGCGACCCAGGCGUGGGCUUAGGUGCCCUUUCCAGGGAAGAGCAGGUGGAACGCAUCCCCUGGACAGCUCCCGAGUGCCUAACUGGAGAGGCCGGUAGUUUGAGCACCGCUGCCGACAAAUGGGGUUUUGGUGCCACCCUCCUCGAGAUCUGCUUCGAUGGGGAGGCACCACUCCAGGGCCGUAGCCCCUCCGAGAAGGAGCGAUUCUAUCUGAAGCAGCACCAUCUGCCUGAUCCCUCGUGUCCAGAGAUGGCCACGCUCACCAGCCAGUGUCUAACCUAUGAGCCAGCCCAGCGGCCGUCAUUCCGUACCAUCCUGCGUGACCUCACUCGGCUACAACCGCAGAACCUGGUGGAUGUCUCAGCUGUAAAUGCAGACUCACCGGCCUCUGAUCCCACAGUUUUCCACAAGCGUUAUUUGAAAAAAAUCCGGGACCUAGGAGAGGGUCACUUUGGCAAGGUCAGCCUGUACUGUUAUGACCCAGCCAAUGAUGGCACCGGGGAGAUGGUGGCUGUAAAAGCCCUUAAAGACGGAUCUGGCCCCCAGCUCCGCUCAGGCUGGUGGAGGGAGAUUGAAAUCCUACGGACUCUGUACCACGAACACAUUGUCAAGUACAAAGGCUGCUGUGAGGACCAAGGGGAGAAGUCUGUGCAGCUGGUCAUGGAAUACGUCCCUCUGGGCAGCCUCCGUGACUAUCUACCCCGCCACAGCGUGGGGUUGGCACAGCUCUUGCUCUUCGCCCAGCAGAUCUGUGAGCCCUGCCCCCAGGGCAUGGCCUACCUGCAUUCCCAGCGCUACAUCCAUCGAGACCUAGCUGCGCGCAAUGUGCUGCUGGACCACAACACGCUGGUCAAGAUCGGAGACUUUGGCCUGGCCAAGGCAGUGCCUGAAGGCCAUGAAUACUACCGCGUGCGCGAGGACGGCGACAGCCCGGUGUUCUGGUAUGCACCCGAGUGCCUGAAGGAAUGUAAAUUUUACUAUGCAUCUGAUGUCUGGUCUUUUGGGGUGACCCUGUAUGAGCUGCUGACAAACUGUGACUCCAGCCAGAGCCCCCCGACGAAAUUCAUCGAACUCAUCGGCCUCACCCAGGGCCAGAUGACAGUGCUGAGGCUCACAGAGCUUCUGGAACGAGGAGAGAGGCUACCACGGCCAGACAGAUGUCCCUGCGAGAUCUAUCUUCUCAUGAAAAACUGCUGGGAAUCAGAGGCCUCAUUCCGCCCCACCUUCCAGAACCUCAUCCCUAUCCUGAAGACAGCCCAGGAGAAGUACCAAGGCCAGGCCCCUUCUGUGUUCAGUGUGUGCUGAAGUGCAGUGGCCCUGGGGGAUGUGCCCACAGAACAUUCCAGUGCACACCCUUCACCUUACUCCUGUCUGGAGACCUCAUCUCUAUCAACUUUCCUUCUUUCACUUUGACCUUGGGGAACCCUGAGUGGGCAAGGAGCCUUGAGUCCUUGGUUUUGAGUUCCUUACCAUCCUGUAUAAGAUGGCAGGGCUGGGGUCUGCAUAUAAAAUGAGGAUUCAAAGGAAACUUUCAGUGAUACUUCUGAUUGCCCCUAGACCAGCAGCCAAACUCAGUGGAAGAACACAUGCUUAGCAUUUGAGAGAUCCUGG